AUGAAGACCGGUCCAGUUGUCUUUUCACUUUCCGUGCUUAGCACGAUGGUUGCAGCUCUUCCUGCUCCCAAAGCUAAUCCAGGUGCUGCUAAGAGAUUUGUUCCAACAAUCAUUCCUUACGCCGAUUACUCCGAGGAUGCUGAGGGCAAGACCAAGAGAUUUGUUCCAACAAUCAUCCCUUACGCCGAUUACUCUGAGGACGCUGAGGGCAAGACCAAGAGAUUUGUCCCAACAAUCAUCCCUUACGCCGAUUACUCUGAGGACGCUGAGGGCAAGACCAAGAGAUUUGUCCCAACAAUCAUCCCUUACGCCGAUUACUCUGAGGACGCUGAGGGCAAGACCAAGAGAUUUGUCCCAACAAUCAUCCCUUACGCCGACUACUCUGAGGAUGCCGAGGGCAAGACCAAGAGAUUUGUCCCAACAAUCAUCCCUUACGCCGACUACUCUGAGGAUGCCGAGAGCAAGACCAAGAGAUUCGUUCCCAGCGUAAUCCAAUACGCAGAUUACGCCGAGUCCGAAGAAGCCUCAACCAAAAACAAACGCUUCGUCCCCAGCGUAAUCCAGUACGCAGACUACUCCGAGGAGGCCUCAACCAAAGAAAAGCGAUUUGUCCCUACCAUCAUCCAAUACGCAGAUUACGCUGAGUCCGAAGAAGCCUCAACCAAAGAAAAACGCUUCGUUCCCACUAUCAUCCAGUACGCAGACUACGCUGAGGAGGAGGCCACUACCUCUACCUAA
This is a messenger RNA of Sclerotinia sclerotiorum 1980 UF-70, 738 nucleotides long. RefSeq lists its product with no specific name. The coding region runs from base 1 to 738 and encodes 245 amino acids. The transcript is spliced from 2 exons. Lineage: Eukaryota; Fungi; Ascomycota; Leotiomycetes; Helotiales; Sclerotiniaceae. The record is from RefSeq and is a predicted model, not a curated record.